This is a messenger RNA of Guyanagaster necrorhizus, 1032 nucleotides long. Its product is annotated as WD40 repeat-like protein. Gene Ontology annotation, cellular component: COPII vesicle coat; nuclear pore outer ring. The transcript has 6 exons. The record is from RefSeq and is a predicted model, not a curated record. Gene Ontology annotation, molecular function: protein binding; structural molecule activity. Gene Ontology annotation, biological process: positive regulation of TOR signaling; protein import into nucleus; COPII-coated vesicle budding. Lineage: Eukaryota; Fungi; Basidiomycota; Agaricomycetes; Agaricales; Physalacriaceae. The coding region runs from base 1 to 1032 and encodes 343 amino acids.
AUGCCACCCACGACAGUAACGGACCCUGCUCCAAUAGAAACAGCCCAUGAGGACAUGAUUAAUUCAUGGCUCAAUGACCGCGAACAGCACGAUGCCCAACUGGACUACUAUGGCAAGCGCCUAGCUACAUGCUCCUCGGAUCGCAUGGUCAAAGUUUUCGAUGUUGUCAAUGGCGAGACCCAACGAACGGGGCAGACACUGAGAGGGCAUACUGGGCCUGUUUGGCAAGUCGCAUGGGCCCAUCCCCAGUUUGGCAGCGUUCUGGCGUCGUGUUCGUAUGACGGAAAGGUAUUUGUGUGGAAGGAGCAGCCAGGACAAGCCACUGGCGGUUGGACGAAAAUUGCGGAGCAUACGCUGCACACGGCGUCCGUGAACUCUGUGUCGUGGGCGCCUCAUGAACUUGGAGCAAUCUUGGCUUGUGCUUCGUCUGAUGGGACAAUAUCUGUCUUGGCGUUCAAAAACGACGGUAUAUGUGACGCUGACAGGUUCGAUGGUCAUGCUAUCGGCUGCAACGCCGUCUCCUGGGCCCCAGCUGCCCAGCCUGGUUCACUCAUCACUCCCCAACCACAAUCAAUGCCCGGACAACCCAGUGCGCAUCUCCACCAGUCCAUCAAGCGCUUUGCCAGCGCUGGUUGCGACAACCUCGUCAAAAUUUGGGGAUACCGCGAAGAUAACAAGACUUGGGUUGAAGAGGAGACACUCGAAGGACAUACUGACUGGGUCCGAGAUGUUGCGUGGGCUCCAAACAUCGGUCUUCCAAGGAGCUACAUCGCUUCCGCUUCUCAGGAUAGGACGGUCCUGAUAUGGACGAAGGAUUCACCAACGGCGCCUUGGGUAAAGACUGCACUUGACCCUUCGACCUCGACAACCACGCCCACCGCUCCAGCUGGAAAGUUUCCUGACGUUGUUUGGCGCGUAUCGUGGAGUUUGGCAGGGAACCUCUUGGCUGUAAGUUGCGGUGAUGGUAAGGUUACUCUUUGGAAGGAGAACUUGAAGGGGGUCUGGGAAUGUGUUAGUGAUUUGAACAGUUAG